This is a messenger RNA of Cyprinus carpio (common carp), 2442 nucleotides long. Its product is annotated as zona pellucida sperm-binding protein 4. The coding region runs from base 37 to 2409 and encodes 790 amino acids. Gene Ontology annotation, cellular component: egg coat. Lineage: Eukaryota; Metazoa; Chordata; Actinopteri; Cypriniformes; Cyprinidae. The transcript has 13 exons. Gene Ontology annotation, molecular function: acrosin binding; structural constituent of egg coat. Gene Ontology annotation, biological process: prevention of polyspermy; binding of sperm to zona pellucida. The record is from RefSeq and is a predicted model, not a curated record.
CCAGCAUCUCCACACUUUGUGUUGAGCUGUUGAACAAUGGCUGGAAGUUGGUGUUUGUUUCAGAUUUUGGCAGUUUGUGCUUUCUGUCAUGCUGUUCCACAGUGGAGUGAUCUGCCUCAGAACCUUCAAGCCCUGAUGAUCCAGCAAACUGACCAGCAGUUUCAGCUGCAGAAGCCAGCUCAACAAACUAGCCAGCAGUUUCAGCCGCAGAAGCCAGCUCAACAAACUAGCCAGCAGUUUCAGCCGCAGAAGCCAGCUCAACAAAUUAGCCCGCAGUUUUGGCCGCAGAAGCCAGCUCAACAAAUUAGCCCGCAGUUUUGGCCGCAGAAGCCAGCUCAACAAACUAGCCCGCAGUUUCAGCCGCAGAAGCCAGCUCAACAAACUAGCCAGCAGUUUCAGCCGCAGAAGCCAGCUCAACAAACUAGCCCGCAGUUUUGGCCGCAGAAGCCAGCUCAACAAACUAGCCCGCUGUUUUGGCCGCAGAAGCCAGCUCAACAAACUAGCCAGCAGUUUCAGCCGCAGAAGCCAGCUCAAACUAGCCAGCAGUUUCAGCCGCAGAAGCCAGCUCAAACUAGCCCCCAGUUUUGGCCGCAGAAGCCAGCUCAACAAACUAGCCAGCAGUUUCAGCCGCAGAAGCCAGCUCAACAAACUAGCCAGCAGUUUUGGCCGCAGAAGCCAGCUCAACAAACUAGCCCGCAGUUUUGGCCGCAGAAGCCAGCUCAACAAACUAGCCAGCAGUUUUGGCCGCAGAAGCCAGCUCAACAAACUAGCCAGCAGUUUCAGCCGCAGAAGCCAGCUCAACAAACUAGCCAGCAGUUUCAGCCGCAGAAGCCAGCUCAACAAACUAGCCAGCAGUUUCAGCCGCAGAAGCCAGCUCAACAAACUAGCCCGCAGUUUUGGCCGCAGAAGCCAGCUCAACAAACUAGCCCGCAGUUUUGGCCUCAGAAGCCAGCUCAACAAACUAGCCAGCAGUUUCAGCCGCAGAAGCCAGCUCAACAAACUAGCCAGCAGUUUCAGCCGCAGAAGCCAGCUCAAACUAGCCCGCAGUUUUGGCCGCAGAAGCCAGCUCAACAAACUAGCCAGCAGUUUCAGCCGCAGAAGCCAGCUCAACAAACUAGCCAGCAGUUUUGGCCGCAGAAGCCAGCUCAACAAACUAGCCCGCAGUUUUGGCCGCAGAAGCCAGCUCAACAAACUAGCCCGCAGUUUUGGCUGCAGAAGCCAGCUCAACAAACUAGCCCGCAGUUUUGGCCGCAGAAGCCAGAAGCUCAACAAACUAGCCCGCAGUUUUGGCCGCAGAAGCCAGCUCAACAAACUAGCCAGCAGUUUCAGAAGCCAGUGGUGCAGGCAGAGCCCCUUGAUAAAUGUGCUGUAGCUGAUAAUGAGCAGAUCAAAUGUGGACAACCUGGGAUCAGUGGUGCUGAGUGUGAAGCUAUCAACUGCUGCUUUAACGGACAGCAGUGUUUCUAUGGGAAGGCAGUGACUGUCCAGUGUAUUAGAGAUGGUCAGUUUGUGGUAGUGGUGGCUAGAGAUGUUACUUUGCCACGACUGAGUCUGGAUUCGGUACGUCUACUGGGUGGAAAUGACCCACCUUGUGCUCCUGUGGCGUCCACACCUUCCUUUGCAAUAUACCAGUUCCCUGUGACUGCAUGCGGCACGAGUGUGAUGGAGGACAGUGGAUAUGUGGUGUAUGAAAACAGAAUGACCUCAUCGUAUGAAGUGGGGAUUGGACCAUAUGGUUCCAUCACAAGGGACAGUCAUUUUGAGUUUCUCUUCCAGUGUAGGUACUCUGGAACUUCUGUGGAAGCUCUAGUUGUGGAGGUCAACUCUAUUCCUCCACCUCCACCAGUAGCUGCUCCUGGACCUCUCAGGGUGGAGCUCAGACUGGCCAAUGGCCAAUGUGUCACCAAAGGCUGUGCUGAAGGGGAUGAGGCCUACACGUCCUACUACAGUGAUACUGAUUAUCCCGUCACAAAAGUCCUGCGGGAGCCUCUGUAUGUUGAGGUGCGCAUUAUAGAGAGGACUGACCCCAACAUUGCCCUGAUGCUGGGACAUUGUUGGGCAACUUCAACCCCCAGUCCACUCGGUCUCCCCCAGUGGGACCUUCUGAUCAAUGGAUGCCCUUACCAGGAUGACCGUUACCUGACCACACUGGUUCCAGUGACCGGAUCAUCUGGUCUUCAGUUCCCAACCCACUACAAGCGCUUUGUUGUGAAGAUGUUCACAUUUGUAGAUCCAGCCUCACUGGCUGCUCUGCAGGAAACUAUCUUCAUCCACUGCAGUACAGAAGUGUGCCAUCCAUCAUCUGGCUCUUGUGAGCAAAGCUGCGCCAGGAAACGUAGAGACACUACUAUCAAGGCUGUCUCUGAGCAGACUGUGGUUUCUAGUGGAGAAGUUACUCUGGUCAUGUAAAUCUAGUUUUAAAUAAACUUUACAGAACCCUGA